This is a messenger RNA of Eucalyptus grandis, 992 nucleotides long. Its product is annotated as organ-specific protein S2-like. Bases 18 to 749 code for a protein of 243 amino acids. The record is from RefSeq and is a predicted model, not a curated record. Lineage: Eukaryota; Viridiplantae; Streptophyta; Magnoliopsida; Myrtales; Myrtaceae. The transcript is spliced from 3 exons.
CUCAAACACAGAGAGAGAUGAAUCCUCAAGUAUCUUUCGUGGUGUUCAUCGCCAUCCUGAUCUUCACUGGCACGGCAGUUGCUAGGACAGACCCGGGUGAGUACUGGGUGAGCAUCAUGAAAGAAGAGCCCAUGCCAGAAGCAAUUGAAGGCCUCCUCCAUGUGAUCAACCCUGCAUCAGAUCGACCUCAUCUCACUUCUCUCCCCGAAAAGAAGGAGGCUGACUGCCACGGAGAUGACAAGCUAGAGGACCAUAAACGACUCAUAGGUGAUUUUGAGCCGAGGCCUGAUGUCACAGCUUACGGGAACGAUGCCAAGCUCCAACAGAAGAAAUUCACGGAGGAUAUUGAGCCGAGGCCUGAUGUCACGGCUUAUGGGAACGAUGCCAAGCUCCAACAGAAGAAGUUCGCAGAGGAUUUUGAGCCGAGGCCUGAUGUCACGGCUUAUGGGAACGAUGCCAAGCUCCAACAGAAGAAGUUUGCAGAGGAUUUUGAGCCGAGGCCUGAUGUCACGGCUUAUGGGAACGAUGCCAAGCUCCAACAGAAGAAGUUCGCAGAGGAUUUUGAGCCGAGGCCUGAUGUCACGGCUUAUGGGAACGAUGCCAAGCUCCAACAGAAGAAGUUCGCAGAGGAUUUUGAGCCGAGGCCUGAUGUCACGGCUUAUGGGGACGAUGCUCAACUCAAAGGGAAGAAGCCAUUCGUGAAUACAUUCGAGCCAAGACCCGACGUAACAGCUUAUGGCCAGAAGUGAUGGUGAGAAGAGACGACGAUGAGGUGUUACUGCUUCACGUAAGGUAUUUGAUUUUAGUGCAGUAUCGUGAAUGUGUGUCGACAAAGCCGGUAUAUACCUCGAAUAGAACUGAUGUACGGCGAUGGUGAUUGUGGUGUGUCGCAUGUUGUGGUGGUGGUUUGUCAUUGUCUUGCAAAUUCUCCUGGUCUGUUCUAUGGCACUAGUGCAGUUCUAUGAUAAAAAAAUAAAACGGGGUAUUUAAGA